This is a messenger RNA of Gryllus bimaculatus (two-spotted cricket), 2566 nucleotides long. The record is from the annotation of a GenBank genome assembly. Lineage: Eukaryota; Metazoa; Arthropoda; Insecta; Orthoptera; Gryllidae.
GGGGGGGGGGGCGUUCCAUGCGGCCGGCCUCGCGGGCGCAGUUGCGACAGUGACCUCCGACCGUCCGUCGCGGCCCGGGGGGCGCGCUAUCUCCGAGUCGGGACCAUGAGCGGCCCGCGCGGUUAGUGCUGCGAGGCGGCGAGACGGCUCGAGACGGAGCUCUCCAACGCGUCUGCUCGGGAGACUCUGACUUGGACUCAGCCUUUCGGCGUUUGGGGUCCUAUCAUUUGCCGUUACAGCCCGUGAAGGCCGCACCAGCGGAGAGCGACGCACGUAAGCGAGCAGGCCAUGCCUCGUUGACAUCACGUGCGGCGCGCUGUUCCUGGUCGACCUCCUCGCACUGUCCGUACGCUCAAGCGGGACUGCCCGGAGCCCCCGUCCGAAUAACUGCUCGACUCUACAAUGGCUGCGGACCCAAAGACCGGAUGUUUGACACUACUGACGCGCCUGCUGCUACUCUCGUUUCUCCACGGAACUCUCUGUACGCCGUCUGACACAGAUAACCCUCUCGUGUGCAACCGCAUUUCGAAUCAGCAAGUUUCGUAUAGAUACAUUAUUCCUAAGAGAUUCGGAGGGAAACCUAUUAAAUUGGAUGUACUUUACAAGAUGAAAGAAGAAAAAAUAUGGACUCUGAGCAAGGAGUAUCCUCAAAUGGUAACAGCAGAGAUUGCUGACGUAAUGGAAGCGCCGUUCCAGCCCACAACUCUGUAUCAGCUUCAAGUAAUAUCUAAGCAAACCCCAUUAAAUGACAGUGACAUCUCCGAAUGUGAAUUCUGCUCACUAACAGAUGAGUUGGAUCCCGUGUACAACCUCUCAGUUCAUUCAUUCGAUGCGUACUGGAUUGCGUUGACGUGGAGAAUGCCACCUCGAAACUGUCCAAAGGAAGUAACCUUUCGUUUUCGCUAUUGGUUCACCAGAACAAUGCCAGAAUUGGUAUUUGAAGAAAGUAAAAAUAUCCUGACACUAAAUACGGGCGAAAAAUAUCUGAGAAUAGAAAAUGGUGUGUUUCCAAACAUCACAUACAAUGUUUCGGUUGAGCUAAGUGUUAAGGAAUUCGGGAAAACAAUUAAUAGUCCGAGAGUGUCAACGACUGUGAAAACAUUACCACAUCCAAAAACACCUACGCUGAAAAAAACACCAUACGUAACACACGCAAGCUCAUCUACUCUGAAAUUGAAAUUGCAUUCCGAGGUGUCAUGCACAGGUCUGUGCCUAGCAACUUGGCAAUACAAGGAGCCGGAGGAGACAAUCUGGCAUUUGGCUGGAUGGAAAGACAUGACUCAAGAAAUGGAAAUCACGGGCCUAAGGACGAGCUCCGUGUACGAAGUACGUGCAUUUCUUGAGCGAGGCAACGAAGAUGAAACACACGAAAGUGAUAAUGUGCCUUUUAUUUGGGCGACCACUCUCCCAGGCUGUCAAAACAGCAGCGCAAAAGGUUAUAUUGCCCAUUGGGAAUACAAGCUAACACUAGCUUGUGCUGAAUUACAGACGGAAUCGACCAAUGAUAUUUGGAAAGUCGCAGGGAAAGAAUACGCUAACCGAGAAAUUACCAUCAAAGAUUUGGAACCCGACACAACCUACGAUGUUCGGUUCAGUCUCCAUUGGCCUACUUCAAAUAAUAUAUCUGAAUUCAGUCCUAGUGCAAAAAUGCUGACUUGCCCAAAUUCGGCUCCACAAGUUCGCUAUAUUUGGGCAUCAAAAAGACAAAUAAAUUCAUUGAAGUUCAGGUGGUCAGUAAACGUGUCAUGCCGAGUUGAUUUUUAUAUUCGCUGGAAACCGUAUGACUUUACUGACGAAAUAAUUGAGUAUCCGUCCGACUCUUACGAUGAUAACAAAUGUCCUUACAACGCCACACUGGUGGCAGCUGUGGACUGGGAGGGAAAAUGUUCGGAGGCAGAGCCCUAUGAAACUGCCACUCCAAUUACGUACUGGGGCGGUAUAACAGUUGGUCUCUGGGUUCUUAUCAUCCUUGGAAUGCUAUUGCUUUUCGCUGCGGUGCCGGUAUGCUUCUUGUUAAAAAAGAGAGUGGCAGCUCGGAUGGCUGCAGGAAGAGACGUAAGUUUUAAUGCAUUUUCCAACGGAACAGGACCCAACGGUGAAGAUCUUGGAGACGUGGACUCAGUCGUGUUUCAUGAGCCAACCACACGAAUUCUGGACAGACGUUCCGAACCGCCAGAUACAUAAAUGUCUCGAUAUCUUUAAUUGAUCUUAACUAUAUUUACAAUACAGACGCUCAAUUAAUUUUAAAGACAUUACUUUCAAAUUAGUUCCAACAUUCAUAAGAUUUAUUCACAAAGACUUUAUUUUCGAUAUAUUUUAUGUAAACAUUUUCUGUGAAAUUCAAAAUAAUUUAACAUUAAUAUUUUUUGUUUAAUUUUAAGCAAAUGAAUACCAAGAAAAGAGAAAUCAAAUAAUUAUUAUUUACCUUUCCAAUAUCCAUCCAUCAUAACUGUAAUUUGUACUAUGUAUUUGAGGUUAUUCCUAUUGAUCAUUUACUACCUAUAUUCUAUAUCUAAGCAGUAUCUCCAUUUAUAUUAUUUACAGGAAAAUAAAAGUCAAGAACACC